This is a messenger RNA of Cyphomyrmex costatus, 753 nucleotides long. RefSeq lists its product as uncharacterized. NCBI's taxonomy places the organism in Eukaryota, Metazoa, Arthropoda, Insecta, Hymenoptera, Formicidae. The transcript has 3 exons. The record is from RefSeq and is a predicted model, not a curated record. Bases 1 to 753 code for a protein of 250 amino acids.
AUGAAGUGUAAGAAAUGUGGUAAUGAUAUGGACAUUGAUACAGAAACAUUAAUGUUCAAGUGCAGAAGGCGGUACUACAAAAAUGUACACAAGAAACGAGUAGCAGUACGUUGUUUUGUUGACGUAAGUGCAAAGACUGGUACUUGGUUCUCCAACAGUAAUCUUGACGUGGGUACAAUAUGCAGAUUAGUUGCAUGUUUUCUGAUGUUGCAACACCCACGUCAAGAUCGAACGCAAGUAGAAACAGGCAUUGUAUCGCCGACCACGAUUGUUGACUGGUUCAACUUUUGCCGAGAGGUCUGUGUGUUCUGGGCUGAGAAAAAUAGUGAAAAGCUUGGUGGCCCAGGACACACAGUAGAAAUCGAUGAAGCAAAGAUUGGAAAACGGAAAUACAAUCGUGGUCGCCUUGUAAAAGGUCAAUGGAUCUUCGGAGGAUACGAGCAGGGGUCGAAGAAGAUAUUCAUAGUACCAGUGGAGGAUCGUACGGAAAAGACGCUCUUGGCAAUUAUAAAGGAAUGGAUACUGCCAGGGACAACUAUUGUGUCAGAUUGUUGGAAGUCCUACGAUUGUUUAAACAAUGAGGGCUUCCAACACCUGACAGUAAACCAUUCCUAUAAUUUCGUCGAUCCUGACACUGAACGGAUUGAAAUCUUCUUCGACAUAAUUGCGGAAAUGUAUCCUCCGAUAUCCACGUUCAAUGACCAGCCAGUAGCAGCUGACGAUGCAGAACCAAGUACCAGUACAGCUACAUAA